AUGCGUGUGGCCCAAGGACCCUUCUCUGCGCUCCCCGGAGGCCCUGCUCCCCGAGGGAACCGCACCGACCCUUUCGCGGUGAACAGCAUUCACCCAGAAUGCCAAAUUCAUCUGCAAAUACAGGAGGAAGAAACAAAAUGUGCAGAGCUUCUACGGGCUCAGACAGAGACAUACAAAGCCUGCAGUGGUGUCUGGGACAACCUCACAUGCUGGCGCCCAGCGGACGUUGGCGAAACCGUCACGGUGCCCUGCCCCACCGUGUUCAAGGUGUUCAGCAGCCUCUACAGCAAACCAGGAAACAUCAGCAAGAAUUGCACAAGUGAGGGGUGGUCGGAGACGUUUCCAGAUUUCAUGGACGCCUGCGGCUACAGUGACCCUGAGGCCGGGAGCAAGAUCACGUUUUAUAUUGUGGUGAAGGCCAUUUACACCCUGGGCUACAGCGUCUCUCUGAUUUCUCUUACAACCGGAAGCAUAAUUCUCUGCCUCUUCAGGCGGCUGCACUGCACCCGGAACCACAUCCACCUGAACCUGUUCCUGUCCUUCAUCCUGAGAGCCAUCUCGGUGCUGGUGAAGGACGAUGUUCUGUACUCCAGCUCGAGCACACUGCACUGCCCGGACCAGCCGUCCUGGGUGGGCUGCAAGCUGAGCCUGGUCUUCUUCCAGUACUGCAUCAUGGCCAACUUCUACUGGCUGCUGGUGGAGGGGCUGUACCUACACACCCUCCUGGUGGCCAUCUUCUCCCCCAGCCGCCGCUUCCAGGCCUACCUCCUGAUCGGAUGGGGCAUCCCCACCGUGUGCACAGGCGCGUGGACCGUGGCCAGGCUCUCCUUGGAAGACACGGGUUGCUGGGACACCAACGAGCACAGUGGUCCCUGGUGGGUCAUCCGAACCCCGAUUUUAGUCUCUAUUAUAGUCAACUUUACCCUUUUCGUGAGUAUCUUACGCAUCUUACUGCAGAAGUUGACGUCCCCCGAUGUCGGAGGCAGUGAGCAGUCCCAGUACAAGAGGCUGACCAAGUCCACCCUGCUGCUCAUCCCGCUGUUUGGCAUCCACUACAUGGUGUUCGCUGUAUUUCCCAUGGGCAUCUACUCCAACUACCAGCUCCUGUUCGAGCUGUGCGUGGGGUCCUUCCAGGGCCUGGUGGUGGCCAUCCUCUACUGCUUCCUCAACAGCGAGGUGCAGAACGAGCUGAGGAGGAAGUGGCGGAGCCUGUGCCCGAGCCAGCCCUCCGGCCGGGGAGACAGGAUCCACAGUCUGUCCAUCUCCAGGAACGGCUCGGAGAGCACCCUGCACUUCCACCGCGGCUCCCGCGCCCCGUCCUUCCUGCAGACAGAGACCUCGGUCAUCUAGGGUGCCUGCCCAGCCCCCCCCGAGGGCCAGAGACAACACGGACCCUGGGGUGCCCGGGUAGAUCAGUUCCAGCUCAGCACACCUGGUCUUCGCUCGUCC
Messenger RNA from Miniopterus natalensis, 1449 nucleotides. NCBI's taxonomy places the organism in Eukaryota, Metazoa, Chordata, Mammalia, Chiroptera, Miniopteridae. The record is from RefSeq and is a predicted model, not a curated record.